AUUUUCUUACUUACAUUACAUUUUUACAUAAAAGUGUGAAACAAAAACAUGGUUUGUAAGAAUUUCUACAAAGGCAAAUACUAUGUAACAUACAAGCGUGGUUUUGAAGAUUGUAAAAAAGAUGUUAUUAUUACUAUUGACAAGUUGUUUGAAAACGAUAGUUUGAUUUUGACUUUAUCAGAUGACGAAGAUCCGUGUUUUUUAUUCAAAAUUUGUAUAACAAGAUGUGACUAUGAAGACUUGAAAAAACAGCAAGGCCUUCUGAUAGACUUCGACAAUUUUCCGUCUCAAAUCGUCAGGUUAUUGCAACAAUGUGCUUCCAAUAACAUGUUUUUAAUUAUUCAUCAGUUGAACCCCAUCAAAUAUAACUUUGAGAUCGUUGAACACAAUGAAUUCAAAAGAUUGGUCCAUUUAUCAUUAAGUACUGGGCCAGCAACUGAUUCUGACAUAAAACAACAUAUGGCUGAAACUAUAUCUAAUUUAAAGAAAAAUUUAGCUGCUGUUAAAAGUUCAUCAACCAGUACGGAAGCAAUUUUGAAUGACAAAAUACUUAAAAUGGAAGGAAAGAUUCAUGACUUAACACAUACAGUGUCAAAGAUGGAAGAAGAUAAGUUACGACGAGAGACUGAGUUUUAUGAAUCUCUGAAACAAGAGAAAGAUAGAUUGACUCAGGAGAAGAUACAAUGGCAAAAAACAUCUGAUCUCAAUACAAAAACACUAUUGGCGAAUUCUCAAGAAAAUUUAAGCAAGAAAGAUAAGCAAAUUGAUGAUUUAAAUGUACUUUGUAAACAACUUCGCGAUACUAUAAUUCAGUUAGAAAACCAAUUGAGUGAUAGAAAUCAACGAAUCAAUUUUAUAGAAAAUGAAGUGCAAAAAACUCAUAUAGAAGUUGCAACUCUAAGAGCCAAAAAUGUUACUUUGGAGCGUGAAAUAAAUGAAAAAGAUAGACAAAUUAAUCAGUUGCAAUCACAAUGUUCCUAUUUGGAAAAGGUAAACAAAGAGAGUAGUGACAGUAUAAAGGAGUUGAAUGAUGCUGUUGCAAUGGCAAAAAAAGAAAAGGAAAGUUUAGAAAAGAGAUUAUCAUUAAGUGAAUCUCUGGCAAAUAAGAACAAUGAUGCUGCGCAUUCAACAGCAGAGCAACUUUUAAAAGCAAAUCAAAUUAUAUCAAAACAAAAUAAUGAACUAAUUGAGGUAAAAGAAAAGCUUUUAUGUAGGACAGCAAUCGCAUUAGAACAAGAAAAAGUUAUAGAGAGUUACACAAAAGAAAUUCAUGAUUUAAAAUCGGAAAUUGAAUGCACAAAAGAUGGUAUCACUGAAAUGAAAAAUGAAUUAGAAAAACUUAAAGAAAAAUGUGAAAAUACCACACAAACAUUGAAAGAUAGAGAGGAAACUAUUAAAAAUAACAAUAUGGUUAUACAGUGGCUGCAUAAGAAGAUAGAAGAUCAACUACCAAACUCUGACAGGCAAAAUUUUGUAGUUCAAUCAAGUAGUUCAACUCCAUAUUUUGUACAAAGAAACAAUCAAGGAAGUAAUAAAUUACAAGAGUCAGAUGAGACAAUUAAUUUUUAUGCAACAUCAAGAAAUUCGAGUCUAGACAACAGUCCUCAAGUUGAAAUUCCACAAGAAAGAUCUAGAAAAUCAGGAUUAGAUCCGAAAUAUCUGCAACCUGCAACGAAAGAUCAACUAACAGAAAAAUCUAAAAGUACAGGUAGAUCUGACGCAGCCUCUUCAAGAAGUCAGAAAGGGAAGGAGAAUAAAAACGUAGAAUUGCCAAAAGUGGUUUAUAAAGAAAAGAAAUCUUCGAGUGCAACAUAUAGGGCAACACCAGUUUCCGCAUAUUUUCCAUAG
Molecule: messenger RNA, 1848 nt
Organism: Papilio machaon (common yellow swallowtail)
Lineage: Eukaryota; Metazoa; Arthropoda; Insecta; Lepidoptera; Papilionidae
Gene: Sas-6
Product: spindle assembly abnormal protein 6 homolog
Exons: 12
Coding region: 49-1848 (599 amino acids)
Biological process (GO): centriole replication
Cellular component (GO): centriole
Source: RefSeq, a predicted model, not a curated record